AUGACAUCAAAUUCUCUGAGUAACAGAAACUGUCAGACAUCUGCCAUUACAUCAAAUUCUCUGAGUAACAGAAACUAUCAGACAUCUGCCAUGACAUCAAAUUCUCUGAGUAACAGAAACUGUCAGACAUCUGCCAUGACAUCAAAUUCUCUGAGUAACAGAAACUGUCAGAGAUCUGCCAUGACAUCAAAUUCUCUGAGUAACAGAAACUAUCAGACAUCUGCCAUGACAUCAAAUUCUCUGAGAAACAGAAACUAUCAGACAUCUGCCGUGACAUCAAAUUCUCUGAGUAACAGAAACUGUCAGAGAUCUGCCAUAACAUCAAAUUCUCUGAGUAACAGAAACUAUCAGACAUCUGCCAUGACAUCAAAUUCUCUGAGAUACAGAAAAUAUCAGACAUCUGCCAUGACAUCAAAUUCUCUGAGUAACAGAAACUGUCAGAGAUCUGCCAUAACAUCAAAUUCUCUGAGUAACAGAAACUGUCAGAGAUCUGCCAUGGCAUCAGAUUCUCUGAGUAACAGAAACUGUCAGACAUCUGCCAUUACAUCAAAUGCUCUGAGUAACAGAAACUAUCAGACAUCUGCCAUGACAUCAAAUUCUCUGAGUAACAGAAACUGUCAGACAUCUGCCAUGACAUCAAAUUCUCUGAGUAACAGAAACUGUCAGAGAUCUGCCAUGACAUCAAAUUCUCUGAGUAACAGAAACUAUCAGACAUCUGCCAUGACAUCAAAUUCUCUGAGAAACAGAAACUAUCAGACAUCUGCCAUGACAUCAAAUUCUCUGAGUAACAGAAACUGUCAGAGAUCUGCCAUAACAUCAAAUUCUCUGGGUAACAGAAACUAUCAGACAUCUGCCAUGACAUCAAAUUCUCUGAGAUACAGAAAAUAUCAGACAUCUGCCAUGACAUCAAAUUCUCUGAGUAACAGAAACUGUCAGAGAUCUGCCAUAACAUCAAAUUCUCUGAGUAACAGAAACUGUCAGAGAUCUGCCAUGGCAUCAAAUUCUCUGAGUAACAGAAACUGUCAGAGAUCUGCCAUGACAUCAAAUUCUCUGAGUAACAGAAACUAUCAGACAUCUGCUAUGACAUCAAAUUCUCUGAGUGACAGAAACUAUCAGACAUCUGCCAAAACAUCAAAUUCUCUGAGUAACAAAAAUCAAUACGACAGCCACUAA
This is a messenger RNA of Mytilus californianus (California mussel), 1173 nucleotides long. RefSeq lists its product as uncharacterized. The coding region runs from base 1 to 1173 and encodes 390 amino acids. The transcript has a single exon. The record is from RefSeq and is a predicted model, not a curated record. NCBI's taxonomy places the organism in Eukaryota, Metazoa, Mollusca, Bivalvia, Mytilida, Mytilidae.